Messenger RNA from Leptinotarsa decemlineata (Colorado potato beetle), 605 nucleotides. RefSeq lists its product as uncharacterized. Lineage: Eukaryota; Metazoa; Arthropoda; Insecta; Coleoptera; Chrysomelidae. The record is from RefSeq and is a predicted model, not a curated record.
AAUCGUCUUACGUAACAGCAGUACCCGAACGCCAGCAAUAUACCACAUACGUGGAACUCACUGUAUUCAACUAUGUCCGACGACGUGGUGCCCCCGAAAGAUUUCGGCUUACCCGACGGGAAAAUUCCCACGCCGGAAGAACUUCUGGCGGCCGUCGAAAAACUGUCCGGCCUCAGCGAGGAAAACAAGGAGGAACUGAGGCAGAGCAUCCUUAGAGGAGCCGCAGGCAGGAUGGCCGAGGAGAUUGUACCCCCAGUUGCGCAAGGUGGUGGUACCGGGACGGAGAUUUUGUUGUUGAUCGGGAUGAUUUCGUUGGUUUUCCUUGUUAUAGUAUUUUUCGGCUACAAACUCUACAAUUCUUUAGUGGAGAGGGAGAGGCGAAAAGAAGAGAAAAGGAGGCAGAAGCAACAAAAAAAGAAAAAAUAGAAAUGUUUGUUCCAAGUUUUACAAUCAUUCCAUAGUAUAAGAAAAAAUUGUCUGUUUGUUUAACAAUCAAAUUGUGUUCAAAACAUAUUCUGAAUGUUCGUAAAUAAUCUUUAUUCAAUUGUUGUAAUGUUCUGAUAUUUUAUUCAAUAUAGUUUGAUAAAUAUAUUUAUGAGAAUCGA